This is a messenger RNA of Daphnia pulex (common water flea), 2576 nucleotides long. RefSeq lists its product as uncharacterized. NCBI's taxonomy places the organism in Eukaryota, Metazoa, Arthropoda, Branchiopoda, Diplostraca, Daphniidae. The coding region runs from base 348 to 2498 and encodes 716 amino acids. The record is from RefSeq and is a predicted model, not a curated record. The transcript is spliced from 16 exons.
GCUAUGAUCUCUUUCAUGUUUCCAUUAGUGCAGAGACUCCUCUGAAGAAGGUCUGCCGUGAUGUCACACAUUAGCUGCAUGUAGCAGUUCUCUUCUUCCCUGUGCAUCACACAAAAUCAGCAACGACGAAUGACCUUAUAUUGGAUUUUCGUGACGCUGAGAUUUGUUCUGACGUUUCAAAAUGGAAUAUCGCUGUACCUACGACAGCUGAUCGCAUUUCAGACAUCUGCGAUGUAGUACUCAAAGUUCAGGUUCAGCGAAAUGCCAAGGCCUCCACGGUAGAUGAAGUCAACAUAAACUACACCUUGAAGUUUUUGCUUUCAACGAUUUCAGAUAAAAUCAGCCACAUGGAAGAGGUCACACUAAAGGUUGAUAAAGUCCCACCUGGAACACGAAUUCUUUUUGCUCACAACUCGUCAAAUGCCAGUGCUAACAAUCAACAAAUCAAGGCUAAUGCAACUGAGAUUCAGUUUGAUUUGCGGAAUACAUCUUUGGUUCUUCCAACUGAAACUUGUGGGCAGAUGUUUCUGAUAGCCGCAUUGUGGAACCAUUCAUCCGUUAACAACAAGUCGCUGGUGGCAAAAAUAGCAUGGCCUUUUCAAGUUACGUGUGAAAAUGCAGACGUAGACCUGGCCCUGUACGUCGAGUUGAAUUCUUUCCCGCUUAGCAGCGGAAUAUUCAGUAAUAACAUGACGCUAAUAAUUGGCAUUCCUAUCCUUCAACAGUUAUUAGAUUUGAAAAUUUACUUGGCAAAUGCGGACGAAUCCAAAACAUCCUUUUUACGCCGUACCAGCCCAAGUUUACCUAAAGUUACGGUUCACAUUACGCCGAGAAAGCACUCGUUGCUUAUUAAAGGCGUUGUGAGUUACAAGACUGUACGACAUCGUUUGGGAGAUGAAAUUUUGCAUCGAGACCAACUAAUUGACGUGGAAUCGGAUUAUAGCUCGUCGGCCAUCAAUCCCGGCCAGAAGUUGCUUCUGAACUCCAGUGUUUUGCAGUUUUUAUCGACCAGCAUAUGCGGUGAAGCUUGGAUGGUUUUUCGCUUAGAGUUGGAAGACUUGAAUGUUGAAAACAACUUUGCCGUUAUUCCGGUUUUUCUUGAUUGUUCUGCUUUACCGGAGAUGAUGCUUGCAAAUUUGGGAUCCUGCGACGUGGUUCCUGACGAGUUUUCAAUGGGUCGCUCAGCUUUGAUGUUCACUUCAUUACAGUUUAGCGGUGCCAUGUCACUGAAUGCAUUUCUUUAUAAGAUAGAAGACAAAACCUAUUUACCACUUCGAGGAAACGAGGUAAUUGUACCUGAAGUACUUGACAAAUUUAGAAUGAUUCAACUGGAACGGAACCGCCUAAUCAAACGUAACCAGUGUCCAUCUCAUGUCGAACUUCGUCUGAACUUUGAUGCCACUCUUUUUGGUCAACUGUACGGUUUGAUUGAAUUAUUAAAUGGUCGUUUGAUACUGUCGAACCAGUCCGAACAACAAAAGUCACAGCAGGAACAAAUUCUUUUAAUAAGUCAAGCAUUGGGUGGCCUGCUAGUCGCUUCUACAUCAUACAAUUCUGUGUCGGCCUAUUUUAUGGAUUCCGUCUUAAACGGCCUAUUUACUUACUGGCCGUUUUUUCCUUUUGACAUUUCAACUACCCAAAGCGCAUCAACUCAAGGUCCUAAAAUUCAUCCGCCGUUGCAUCAGUCUUGGCACGAGCGCUUCGCUAAAGUCGUUACUCACUUUAUGCGCAAAACUAUUUAUGCCGAUUAUGAAGGGAAACCUAAUCCGGAUACAGGGUUGCAAAAUUUUUUGAAUCAGCUUCUGUGGAGUCCGGAUACUUUAGAAGGUCCGUCCCUGUCGAAACAUUCUAUCGAUAAACUUCGCCAAUUUCUUCUUAUGGUGUUGCAAAAGAAGUUGCCCACGACCUUUGAUGAUUUGCCACUCGAGAUUUUAAAUUCACUGUCAUUUUUCUCUGGUGAGGUUACCUCCCCAGUACCCAUUAAUGAAAUCCAAGUCAAAACAGCGAUUGAGACAGUUUUCAAAGCUGUUCAACAGACUAUAACAAUGAACAGUAACCUUGUUCGUGAUGAAGGCAAGAAUGACUCAUCAAAUAACCAGGAGGAUGUCGCCAUCAAAUUAGCCGUUUUAAGCUCAUUGAUAGAAGCCAUUAAUACUCAGUCUAUAAUAACACGGCUGACUGUGAUCAUUCAAAAGAUUCAAGAGAGUGUCUCGCUAAACAAGCAAUGGAUUUUAAUGGAAGGCAUGUCUGACACGGCUAUAGACGCCGAACUAUAUUGCCGACUCCACGCUCUCAAUCGAAUUCGAUUUCGUCAAGAUCCACAAGCUGAGAAUCUGUUUGAAAAACUUCAUCGAAUUACCUUUUGGAAACGAGAUUCCGGAGUAAUUUAUCGAGGUGAUAUUAGUGGCAUCACUGGUCGACUGUAUUGGAACAGAGUUGCUGUGUGUCACUGUGAUGGUUUUUCUCCUACCAAAUAUCAUUCGCACGUUGACCCUUGAACCUAGAGUCCUAGACUAAAUAUUUUUGUAUUUUAUCUUAACUUUGAUGCAAUCAAAAUAUAACCCCUUUAAAAUCUA